UUGUUAAGCAUUUGAAAGUCAUAUUCUCUCUCUCUUUCUUUCUCUCCCUUCUAUCUUCUCUCUCUAUCACCUCAGCCAUCGCCACCGUGCCGGAAAAUGAGUAGUUUGAGCAUGAUUGAGGCAAAGCUGCCGCCGGGAUUUAGGUUUCAGCCAAGAGAUGAAGAAUUGAUAUGUGAUUACUUGAUGACAUGGGUAGCCGGCUGUGGCCACCUGAACCACCCUAUGUUAAUUGAAGUUGACCUCAAUAAGUGCGAGCCUUGGGACAUUCCAGAAUUAGCAUGUGUAGGAGGAAAGGAGUGGUAUUUUUACAGCCAACGCGAUCGUAAAUAUGCAACAGGACUAAGAACAAAUCGAGCAACGCUAUCGGGUUACUGGAAGGCCACCGGAAAAGACAGGUCAAUUCUUCAGAAGGGAACCCUGGUUGGAAUGAGAAAGACAUUGGUAUUUUACCAAGGCAGGGCUCCUAAAGGAAGAAAAACUGAAUGGGUCAUGCAUGAAUUUCGCCUUGAAGGACCCUUUGGCCCUCCUAAAUUAUCAUCUGUCAAGGAGGAUUGGGUUUUAUGCAGAUUGUUCUACAAAAAAGGAGAAGUUGAAGCCAAACCCGAAACAGGAAGCAGCCACGAAAAGGAAAUCACCAAUUCUUCUUCUUCUCUUCCUCCAUUAAUGAAAACCUGUCUCCCCUUUAACCAAAAUCAGGCCACAACAGAUGAGUAUAAUCAAGAGCAAGUGCCCUGCUUCUCCAUUUUGAACAAUAAUUUCUUACAAAUCACAGAAUCAUCCGACAAAUUCAUGCCCACAUCUGGAUGGUUCCCUCCGGAUCAUAAUCUUGGAACAUAUUCAUCAUCAUCAAACUCUGAUCAGACUGUGAUCAAAACUCUAUUUUAUCAUCUUACCAAAAUGGACGACAGUAAAUGCUCCCCAAGUUUUGGGGAAGGAAGUCCAGACAGUUAUCUGUCUGAACUGGGAUUGCAGUGGAACCGUUAUUGAUAUGAUUUUUAAGGUUUGAUUUUUGCCCACAUGCUAUAUAGAUACUGGACUAGGCUGUACAUAUAUAUUUGAUGUUAAGUUAUUUUGUAUCCUAAGAUGUUUUCAGCAUUGUGUGCAUCGAAGUUGGUUUAAUUAUUAAACCAUACCUUCAUAAAAGUUCAUAUAUCAAGAUGGUCCUUAAAUUUUCUUUUGUUUCAAGCUGAUUAUUGACCUA
Molecule: messenger RNA, 1201 nt
Organism: Olea europaea var. sylvestris
Lineage: Eukaryota; Viridiplantae; Streptophyta; Magnoliopsida; Lamiales; Oleaceae
Product: NAC domain-containing protein 21/22-like
Exons: 3
Coding region: 97-987 (296 amino acids)
Biological process (GO): regulation of DNA-templated transcription
Molecular function (GO): DNA binding
Source: RefSeq, a predicted model, not a curated record